Molecule: messenger RNA, 1178 nt
Organism: Hypanus sabinus (Atlantic stingray)
Lineage: Eukaryota; Metazoa; Chordata; Chondrichthyes; Myliobatiformes; Dasyatidae
Gene: dohh
Product: deoxyhypusine hydroxylase/monooxygenase
Exons: 4
Coding region: 90-989 (299 amino acids)
Biological process (GO): peptidyl-hypusine biosynthetic process
Molecular function (GO): deoxyhypusine monooxygenase activity
Source: RefSeq, a predicted model, not a curated record
CGUGGUUCCGGACAGAGGCGAGGUUUCACGGGCGGGGUCACGUGGUUCCGGACAGAGGCGUGGUUUCACGUUGUUCCGGCUGGUGAAAGAUGGCGGACGCUGAGGCGGUGGAGGCGAUCGGCAGGGUUUUGGUGGACGUGUCGAGGCCGCUGAAGGAGCGGUUCCGGGCAUUGUUUACCCUCCGCAACCUGGGUGGACUGGCUGCCAUCGAGUGGAUCUCGAAGGGGUUCACGGACGAGUCAGCGCUGCUGAAGCAUGAGCUGGCAUACUGCCUGGGUCAGAUGCAGGACGAACGGGCUAUUCCGGUGCUCAGGCGGGUGCUUCAGGACAGUAGCCAGGAUCCUAUGGUCCGGCAUGAAGCAGGAGAGGCAUUAGGAGCUAUCGGAAAACCAGAGGUCCUUGAAUUAUUAAGAGAAUAUUCACAUGAUCCAGUGAUAGAAGUGGCUGAAACCUGUCAGCUAGCAGUGAAACGAAUUGAGUGGUUACAGACCAACAAAGAUCAGAGUGAAAGCCAAUACUGUUCCGUUGAUCCUGCUCCACCAGCCUCGGAGAAAGACAUCAGCAGGUUGAGGGGAAUGCUCCUGGAUGAAUCCUUGCCCUUGUUUGAUAGAUACCGAGCAAUGUUUGCCCUUCGGAAUAUUGGAAGCAAAGAAGCUGUAUUGGCUUUGGGAGAUGGUUUACAGUGUAGCAGUGCCUUAUUUCGACAUGAAAUUGGCUAUGUCUUUGGUCAGAUGCAACAUGAUGCCAGUAUUCCUCCGCUGAUAACAGCAUUGAGAAACAUGGAUGAAAAUCCCAUGGUACGUCAUGAGUGUGCGGAGGCUUUGGGGUCCAUCGCCAAAGACACAUGCAUGGAAGUACUGAAAGAAUACUUGUACGACGAGGAACGUGUUGUGAAAGAGAGCUGUGAGGUGGCAUUGGACAUGCUUGAAUAUGAAAUCAGUACUGACUUUCAGUAUGCUGAUGGCUUGGUCAAACUACAGAGAAGCUGAUUUGGAGACUCUAACAUCUUUAUUGGACUUCUGUUAAUCAGCUAAAAGACUGUUGAAGCUUCUUGGGAUUUGAUGUAAUGAGUACUCAAUUCUUGGAACUUAAACUUUCUCCAGUUUGAGGCAUGUAUUUUAAAAUAUAGUUCCUGAAUUAUGUUGUAGAAUUUAAAACAAUACAUGGAGUGUUAUUUA